Messenger RNA from Elgaria multicarinata webbii, 1449 nucleotides. RefSeq names its product clusterin like 1 (gene CLUL1). Gene Ontology annotation, cellular component: nucleus. Lineage: Eukaryota; Metazoa; Chordata; Lepidosauria; Squamata; Anguidae. The record is from RefSeq and is a predicted model, not a curated record. Bases 52 to 1449 code for a protein of 465 amino acids. The transcript is spliced from 8 exons. Gene Ontology annotation, molecular function: misfolded protein binding.
UCUGAAGCUACGACCAGGUUUGCAAGAGGAUACAUCAGCAUAAGUGCAAACAUGAAGCCUUUACUGGUCUUUAUGAUGUGCUUGCUAUGGCUGAGAGGACAUCAGUGUGCACCUAUCAAUGAAGAAGACAUAAAUUUUGUGGAAGAUCUAAAAGUUUUAUCUGAAGUUGGAGAGAAAUAUGUAGACGAGGAGGUAAAGAAAGCACUGAUCGGCAUUAAGCAGAUGAAAAUUAUGAUGGAAAGAAAUGAAGUCAAACAUGUGGAUCUGAUGAAGACUUUAAAGAAGAGCAGUGAUGAAAAAGAGGAAGCUCUGAGACUUCUGAAUGAAGUGAAAGAAAGACUGGAAGAUGAAGAAAACAUAUGCCAGGGGUCUUUGAAGAAUCUAUGGGAUCAGUGCAAAUCUUGUCUAGAAAGUAACUGCAUGAGAUUUUAUGCCACUUGUCAGCAUGGUCUGGCCACAUUUACAAGCAAGGUUGAAGAUUUUUUCAGGAAAAUAACUCCAUUAUCAUUUCCUAUUUAUGAGAUUCAAGGGAAAGAUCUCCAGCGUAAUCAAAAGCCUGAGAAAGAGGAUGCCCAGCUCAUACAAAUGGAAAAUUUGUUUAACCAGCUGUUGUCUGACAUGGGCACAAUGUUUGAAAAAAGCUUUGUGUUUUUCAAACAGAUGCAAAAAGAAUUUGAUCAGUCUUUUCAAAUAUAUUUUAUGUCUGAGCCAGACUUAACAGAGCCCUAUUUUUUGCCAGCUUUCCCUGAGGAGUCUAUAAGAAAUACUGGUUCCCCCAAAGAUUGGGAGAUACCAGGCUUCCUCCAACUAGUUUUCGACUUCAGCAGAACAGUCCUUGAAGGUGUCGGUGAAGUGAUUACAGAGGCAUUUGAAGGAUAUCAAGAGAGUGCAAGAGAGAUGGCAGAACAAAUGAAAGAUUCUGACAAAAGUGGAAUGUUCUCUCAAAACACACCAGGUCACGAGAGAGCUCCAUGCAAUAAAUUGCGUCAGAAUUCAUCAGGAUGCCCCCAAUUUCAUGAGAGAUGCCAGAAAUGUCAGGAUAAUCUUAUGCGAGUUUGCCCCAAUGUCCCUGAACUACAUAUCAAGUAUGACGAUGCCUUUAAGCUGGUUAACAUCUCUGGCGAGCAGUAUCAACAGAUUCUUCAGAUGGUCCAGCGUCACACACAAGACACAUCCUACUUGUUGAAUAAAAUGAAAGAAAGGUUUGGAUGGGUGUCCGAACUAUCCAACAUGACCAUUGGUCCUGAAAACAUUUUCAAUAUAGUAAAGGUGUCAUCAAAUGCCAAAACGGGGGAAGCUUCCAGUCUGAAUGAGACAGUGGUAGACGUGAAUAUUUUGACUUCACCUACUUUUACCAUUAAGGUUCCCCAAGAUAUAGACACUGAUAGUUCUGAAUUCAUUGAAUAUGUAGCUGGGAAAGCUUUACAACUUUACAAGAGGAAUUUCUAA